CUUUAAAGUACAAAAGUAAGCUUCUUACUCAGACCAAUUGUGUUUUACUCCGAACGCAGAAAUAGUUUUGCUUACGAGGUUAGGCGUGCUUGGAGCAGAACUCCGUCCGGCCAACUGUGUCACACCUUGGUUGCGACGCGUUUUCUCCAGAAACUGACCGCGUCUCCACAACAACCGAACCACCAACCGGGCCUGAGUCUGGACCAGUACUGCACGGUUCAGCUGCACACCUCACCUGAUUCUAUACCCUUCUCCUGAAGGCCUGAUCACUCCUCCGUUUACUUGCAUCUUGCAUCUCUAUCCUCCAUACUUCCCUCCCCGAGACAUCUCGUCCUCCGACGCUCACCAUACAGAAUGGCGGUUCAUCAGAUUGUUAUCAUCGGUGCCUCCUUUGCAGGCUUGAACGCCGCCCACGGUCUACUCAAGAAAGUCCUCCCUCCUCUGUCGACCGGUGGAAAAACUUUCAAGGUCGUCCAGAUUGCUCCCCAUGAGGAAUUCUAUUGGAAGAUCGGUGCCCCUCGAGUCCUCGUCGACCCCGAGUCUCUCCCCCUCGAAAAGGCCUUGCUCCCGAUUGCUCCUGGCUUUGCCCGUUACAGCCCCGAACAAUACGAGUUUAUCAAAGCCGAGGUGACCUCUAUCGAUCCUUCGGCCAAGACAGUCACCACCGAUACCUCUGCCACCGUACAUUGGGACUCCCUCAUUAUCGCCUCAGGUACGGUCUUCAGCAGCCCAAUAUGGAGCAUCGCCAGCGGCUCCGACGCUCUGAAAAAGGCCAUCAAAGAUAUCCACGAGCGCCUCCCCUCUGCCGAGUCCGUCCUCGUAGCGGGUGGUGGAGCUGGCGGCGUCGAGACUGCCGGCGAACUUGGCUAUGUCUAUGGAAACAAGAAGCAGAUCACCCUCUUGUCAGGCACAACACACCUGUUGUCCUCGCUCCAUAACCAGAAGAUUGGUCAAGAUGCAGCCAGCAGACUCAAGCAGCUCGGUGUCGAGGUCAUCAAUGACAAUGUCCGCGUCGUCGAACAUACUCAGGCGGGUGGCAAGCAUGUCCUGAAGCUGAGCAAUGGCGAGACCAAGACUGUCGAUAUCUACUUCGAGGCCGUUGGAGAUAAGCCAAACUCCAAAUUUGUUCCCAAUGAGUGGCUCGACGAAAAGCAGCGAAUCAAGACCGAUGCGCAUACGCUACGUCUGGACGUCCCCGAUGUGACUGGGGUCUAUGUAUUUGGCUCAGUUGGCAGCUAUUCCAGUGGAUCGAUGUUGGAUAUCAUGUUCGCAUCCGGUGCUCUGCUUGAAAGCAUCAAGAACGACAUCUCCGGCCAAGCUCCAGGUCCACGAACCAAAAACAUCUACAAGAAGGUCACGAGCGACAUGAUGUUUGUCCCAAUAGGACCUCAACAAGGAGUGGGCGCAGCUUUUGGAUGGAAGCUUCCCAGCUUCCUCAUCAAGAUGGCCAAGUCCAAGGACUUUAUGAUUGGAAACGCAGCCAAGACAGUCGAAGGCACUGCUUAAUUCCAACACUCCAUGCCACCUUGGGAAACUCGCCAUUGAUGCGAUUUCGGAGCUUUUGUGAAACAUAGAGAUACCCCAUACGGGCGCACGUGUGAUAAAGAGCGCUUUCGACACGGGCAGGAGUCGUGUAAUUGUUUUAAUAAAGUCUUAAUACACCAAUGCUUCAUCUGACA
This is a messenger RNA of Exophiala mesophila, 1679 nucleotides long. RefSeq lists its product as uncharacterized. Gene Ontology annotation, cellular component: cytoplasm. The record is from RefSeq and is a predicted model, not a curated record. Lineage: Eukaryota; Fungi; Ascomycota; Eurotiomycetes; Chaetothyriales; Herpotrichiellaceae. Bases 355 to 1506 code for a protein of 383 amino acids. Gene Ontology annotation, molecular function: electron-transferring-flavoprotein dehydrogenase activity; flavin adenine dinucleotide binding. The transcript has 2 exons.